UUUAUUUUCCAUCUCACAUCAUAGUCCUUUGAAUGAAAUCAUCUUGAAGAUUAAUCAGCAUUGAGACGUAGGUCUUGAGCUGCUACUUAAUUCCCCGCGGAUUUUCUUUCGUUUACAUCUUUUUGUUGUUGUGAUAAUUAUUGAGUAGUAAAAUGCUGAUGCAUUGUAGACUUGUGCUUCGCUGUGUAAUUUGUCUCUGUCUGGUGGGCUUUACUGCUGCAAAAUGUCAUCCUGAAAAGUGCGGUUCAAUAAGUGUGAGUUACCCUUUCUGGAUCAACAAUUCUGGUUGUGGAUACCCUGGUUUUGAAAUCACAUGCGAGAAGGAUAAAGUUACUGGGAUGUUGGCUCCGUUCUUUUAUGUCAAUGUUGGCAAUUAUACUGAUGGGAAGCUUAAAGGUAAUUAUAAAGAUGGGUUUCUUUAUCCUUACAAGAUCAUGGAGAUCGGUUAUACAGGCUACCUUGUCAUAGACUCCUAUUAUAACUAUGCCUGGACGUGUAAUAACACCUUUGGGACAACCUACUUUCAUCUACCUUCAGAUGGGUCUUUCACUAUUUCAAACUCCAAUAAGUUCGUGGUUGUCGGCUGCAAUACAUCAGGUACCUAUAGUUUUGGGGAUCUGGGAGAGGUGAGAUGUGUAGCAAUUUGUGACCCUCAAACUGAUCGACCAUAUUGCCGCUAUGGGUGUUGCGAAAUUAACCUUCCAAAUAAUUGGCGGUCAAUUGAUUUCACGGGAGGAGGUAUGUUUCCUAUAUUCAAUUCUACUGACAAAAAAUAUUAUAACGAGUGUGGUUUCUCCACCAUAUUCGACCCCUCCACCUUCAAGAUCCUCGACAAUAAAUCAAAUAUUUAUUGGGGAGAUGGCAGCGAAGUUUCUUAUGGUCUCCGCCUUAACUGGGGUAUAGGCCUUCAGAACUGUUCUAUGGCUAAAGCAACUACCAAAUAUUCUUGUUCCAUCAACGGGGAGUGCAUUGAGUCUCCUUCCGGAGGAGGGCAUGUAUGCAGUUGUCUUCCUGGAUAUGAAGGAAAUGGCUACUUUAACGGCACAGAUUGUACAGACAUAGACGAGUGCAGCGAUAAGAAGUCGAAUAUGUGCGUUGGAGAGGAGGGAGGAGGAAUAUGCCUGAAUUCGAUAGGUUCGUACAACUGUUCUUGUGCAAAGGGUUAUCAAGGAGAUGGCUUUCGAAAUGGGACAAGAUGCAUGUCCACAAGUUCAAAUCGCGCUGUUUUUCCUGCAAUCAUAGGAUCAGUCUCUUCGUUUGUGGUUCUCUGUUUAGCAGCGUCUCUUGUGGUUUGGUGGCUAAAGAGACGCCACUUCAAACUUGAGGAAAGGAGGAUAAGCAGCGUGUCUUGUGGUUUGGUGGCUAAAGAAACGCCACUUCAAAGUUGAGGAAAGGAGGAAAAGGCCGUCGAUGAAAGAGGUCGUGGAGGAACUUUUCUGGGUAAGAGGCAGCGCAAGAAAGACAAAAUUCCAUAGCAAUGUAAAAUUUGACGAUGCAAUAUUUGAGCAGACAGGAAUUUUUAGACAAGCAUCACAAACUUCAUAUGAAUUCAGGAGUUACACUUUCCCAUCUGCAACUGGGAGUAUGCCAGAGGAACCAUUCACUGCACUGGUUGAGAUGUCGACAAUGCAUGACAGAUUGACUUCAGAGGAAAGAAUUUCUAGUCUAGGUUGGAAUAUGUAGUUUUCCCCCGAAACACUAAAUAUCAUGUUUAGAAGUGGUCAUUGAGUUUUUUAAUGUAAUAUAUCAGUCAAAUCUUCAAAAAGUUUUCAUUUUC
Cryptomeria japonica (Japanese cedar) is the source of this 1777-nucleotide messenger RNA. RefSeq names its product wall-associated receptor kinase 5. NCBI's taxonomy places the organism in Eukaryota, Viridiplantae, Streptophyta, Pinopsida, Cupressales, Cupressaceae. Bases 153 to 1388 code for a protein of 411 amino acids. The transcript has 3 exons. Gene Ontology annotation, molecular function: calcium ion binding; polysaccharide binding. The record is from RefSeq and is a predicted model, not a curated record.